AUGGUCGUCAGCCUCGUUGAAAAUGCAAACGUAAUCGUUGUUUCGCGAAGUUCCGAUGUCGCCCCUUUGGAGAAUAUGUCUCAAAUGCAAACUUUGUUGUCAGUUCUGAAUGGCAGUGCAAGCAUUCUUCCCGCUACUGAGGAUGUUGUGCCUGUGAACCAACUCUUGCAUACAAACUUGUACGAUCACGAGAGCGUCAUGCUGGGCGCAACUUGGAAGAAGGUCUUGAUUGCGUCCCGGAACGCUACCAAGGGCACCAUGAAGCCUGCGCUCCCGAAGUCCCUCAAGGAUGCCACCUUUGUGUACCGGGCGCGGCGACCAUUUCACCCUCAGCGGCUCUACGAACACAUCAAAGCCGUUGCUACUUUCAACGGCGUUGUACGAAGCACGGGGAGGAUUUGGUUGGCGACCCGGAUGAUAGCCCCAUUGGAAUGGAAUCAGGCGGGUGUGGCCGCGACGCUUAGUCUUGGAAAGCGCUUCUGGGCUGCAGUCCCUGAUUCGGAAUGGCCGACGGAAGAGAGUGAUCGGGAACGCAUCAUGGACGGCUGGGACAAUCGGUACGGAGAUCGAGAGACAGAAAUUGUGUUUGUCGGAAUGGGUAUAGACAAGGAGCGUUUGCAAGGUCUUUUAGACGGAUGCUUGUUGCAAGAUGAGGAAAUGGUGUUUACAAACAUGUGGGAAAACUUUGACGAUCCAUUCGUAGAGUGGGUCCCGCUGAUUGAGGACGACGAUGACGAGGACCAUGAAGAGGAAAUAGCGCCGGUCACUAGAGUGCAGGAACUACAAGAUUCAACGCAGCAAGAGGAAACCGUUGCGGUGGGGGAGGAAGCACAAAUAAACGGGGAAGCAAUUGAGCCAAAUCGGUCAGCGGGUGCGGGUGCAAUAGCUGGCGAGGACGUGCCCGACGAGAUAUACGACAAAAUAAGCGCUUUGGACAUUUUCGAACAGGGCUUUUCAGCAGACUCAGAUUCUUCCGUGCUACCACAACCAAAAGACGAUGGUACUUAUGACGACGAAGACGUCGUAUUGGCAUCCUGGGAUGGUGACUUUGCAGACGGGAUUCUGCGCCAAGUACCGCAGUCGGGACUACCUGUCACCAUCGUUACAGGUUUUCUUGGUAGUGGGAAAACUACUCUUCUCAAUCACAUUCUCACCGCAGAUCAUGGACUCAAAAUUGCUGUCCUUGUUAAUGAGUUUGGAGAGAUCGAUAUUGACAAUCAGCUAGUUGAGAAGGGGGAUUGGAGCACUGAUGAUGAGGUGUUCGAACUAGCAAAUGGUUGCAUCUGUUGCAACAUCAACGACUCAUUUGUGAAUGCCGUGUUAAAAAUCCUGGAAAGAGCGAAUGAGGUCGACUACUUAGUUGUCGAAACUACGGGUGUGGCAGAUCCAGUCCCUGUAAUCAAUUCUCUCAUGGUCUCUGACGAAGUUGCAGAGAGAGUGAGGGUUGAUGGUAUAUUAACUUUGGUGGACGCUGACAACUUUGACCCGAAGGCCACUAUUAACUCGGAGGCAGCUUUAUCCCAGAUCAUGAGUGCAGAUACGAUUUUGUUGUCGAAAACAGACCUUGCAUCAAAGGAGAAGACAGAAGCCAUCGUCGAAUACAUUAAGUCCGUGCGCCCAGCUGCGAGGAUACUAAGAUCACAACGCGGGCGAGUACCCAUUCAUAUGAUACUAGACGUAGGAUUGCGGGUGGCGGAUUCUCCAGGAUUCCUGAACCCGAGAAAGAAGAACGCCAACGAGAUAACAACAAGUGGUCACGAUCACGACGAUGCUCAGGAGGCACACAGCCAUGACGAGGCUCAUGAACAUAAUCACGAACAUUCUCAUGAUCACGACCAUGAAUGCAAACCGGACUGUACCCACGAAUCACACACUCAUGACCAUAGUGACCACCUUGAGGUUGAUGGGUUUGUGACAACAAGUUUUAAGUCAGAUGCACCAUUGGAUCCGCAGCUCUUCAUGGACAAGUUUUUGAAUUGUUUACCUGAAGGUGUAUUUCGGGCUAAAGGGCUGCUCCGACUGUACGGGUUUGGAGGAAGAUAUAUUUUCCAGCUGUCGGGAAGACGAUUCCAAUUCGAAGAGGAUGAAUGGCCAGAGGGAGUCGCACCGGGGAACCAACUCGUGAUCAUAGGCAGGGAUCUCGACCUCGAUUCCUUGCGCAAAACGCUGGCGUCUUGUCUUGUGGAGGAGAACCUUUGAGAGGGCUUUCAGUAUCCGUGAUCAUGAUGCUGGACUCUUUGAUCUUGUCAAAUAGAGAACUAGGAGUAUAAAACUGGGCCCUAUGAACACCAAAAAAAGGGCAUAACCUUGUUAUGUCCCAACACACGCACCAUCCGAUAUGGCUCUUUUUGACGACCACCGGUGAAAUGCCGUGGGGGGAUACGCGGUCACUUUUUCGCAAGGGCCGCCUCUUGCCUGCUAGUGUAUUCGUCUAGCCUGUCUACCAACGCUUCGAGACGACGGGCUCUGUUCAAUAACUCGGCUAUGUUCCUGGAGAACUGUCGUGCGUCUUGGGCGUGGUCUUGGACUUUGUGAGCGGCGCUUACUAAGGUUUUGAUGCGUUCGUUCAUGCCAGCGUAAAAAGUCUUCGAGGUAUUAUUCAUGUUGGUAACUGCGGCGAGAUCUACGGCAGCAACUAAGGACGCAAACAAAAGAAGGAUUCGCAUGCCAAAGAACGGAACAUCAACACCAAUGUUGCGGGAUGUUUCCGUAUCUUGGACGUGCAAAUGCACUGCCACUAACACUUUCAAGACAAGGGCAGACUUACCUUGUGCAGAUAUUUGAAAUAAAGACUUAAUCUCCUCGGCGAGAUCGUUCCCGGA
Chondrus crispus (carragheen) is the source of this 2822-nucleotide messenger RNA. RefSeq lists its product as hypothetical. The transcript is spliced from 2 exons. The record is from RefSeq and is a predicted model, not a curated record. Bases 1 to 2199 code for a protein of 732 amino acids. Lineage: Eukaryota; Rhodophyta; Florideophyceae; Gigartinales; Gigartinaceae.